AUGUCCUCUUCAUCACAACAUGAAAACCCACAAGUAUACACAAAUUUGUUUGGCGAAACAACGACGCUAACGUUUCCCCAAGGCUCUUCGUCGUCGUCUUCGGCACCUCGUGUUCCCUCACCUUCACAAAAUCAAAAGUUUAAAGAUUUGCUAGUGUUUGAAGAACGAUUGAAGCAGAAUUUUCAUAAAUUGAGUAAGCGGCAACAGAAAUAUGAAGCAAUUUUGGGAUUUAAUUGCUGUGUAAUUAUGUUGUGUGGCUAUUUUGUUUGCUUUAGUAAACUUGAGAAUGAACCAUUAUAUUUCCUGUGUAAGACAUUUUUUUUAGCUUCCAUAGUCUAUACUUCAGUAUUUUUCUUAAGCGGACAAUACACCGAAAAAAUUUCAGUUGGACAAAAAUAUGUACCGCAAUGUAAUCGUGCUCUACGUGCUUUCAACAUCCACUUCAAUCGAGAUAACAAAGGUGAACUCACAUUCUAUCGUAAGGUUCCUAAAAAAUUUCAGGAAGGAUUCGAAAA
Messenger RNA from Ambispora gerdemannii, 515 nucleotides. The record is from the annotation of a GenBank genome assembly. NCBI's taxonomy places the organism in Eukaryota, Fungi, Glomeromycota, Glomeromycetes, Archaeosporales, Ambisporaceae.